This is a messenger RNA of Electrophorus electricus (electric eel), 5529 nucleotides long. Lineage: Eukaryota; Metazoa; Chordata; Actinopteri; Gymnotiformes; Gymnotidae. The record is from RefSeq and is a predicted model, not a curated record.
AUGGUAACAAAAUAUUUUAAUAUUACAUAUAGCAAAUAUCAUUUCAUAUUUUCCAGUAAAACUGUAUUUGGAAUAAAAGUGAAGAAGAAGAAGAAGAAAGACAGUAAGACUUUGGUCUUUGCAAACAAAGGCGCUCAGGAUGAAUCUGAGAUCGAAGCGGCUUCUGAUGACCCACCAGUUUUAAACCCUGAAAUCCCUGAAGCUCCCAGUGAGCCUGACAUAUCUGGCUUCUUGGCCUUCAGAAAUCCUAGCAAUACUAAGAGAUCCAGUCCUGUGACCAGGGUUUUGGAAAGUGACAGCAAACCACAGACAUUCCAGAUAUCCAUCAAUAUCACAGAGGCUAGGGAACUGGUGGGUGAAAACAUUGACCCCAGUGUCGUGAUUGAAAUUGGGGAUGAAAAGAAACAAACCUCAGUAAAAGAAGGGACCAAUGCACCCUUUUACAAUGAGUAUUUUGUGUUUGACUUCUUUGCCCAUCGAGAUGGCUUUUUUGACAAAGUCAUUAAACUAUCGGUGAUUCAUUCAAAGAUCAUGAAAAGUUAUUGUAUUGGGACAUUCAAGAUCGAUGUUGGAACUGUCUACAACCAGCCUGGUCAUCAGUUUAUCAACAAGUGGGCAGGUCUUAUUGCUCCCACAGACUAUGCCACAGGGGUCAAAGGUCACUUAAAGUGCGACAUCUGUGUAUCGGGAAAAGGAGAUAUGUUGCCCCGUUCUCAGAAGUUUUGUGAUGCUGAAGAGCAAAUAGAAAAGAACCCACUACUCCCCGAUGGGUUCCCUUCUAUGCGACCAUGGGCGUGCUAUUGCGUGAAAGUUUACAGAGCAGAGGGUCUCCCCAGAAUGAACUCCGGCAUCAUGGCCAAUGUCACCAAGGCAUUUGUUAGUGACAACACAGCGCUCAUAGAUCCAUAUGUGGUGGUGUCUUUCUUUGGCCAGGUGGGACGGACAUCCACGCAGAAGAGUACAGCGGACCCCGUGUGGAAUGAACAGGUGGUUUUUAAGGAGAUGUUUCCUUCAAUGUGCCAGAGGUUGAAGAUCCAGGUGCUGGAUGAGGGCAGCAUGAACGAUGUGGCCAUCGGGACUCACUACAUUGAUUUGUGCAGAAUCUCCAACGACCAGGAUGGAGAUAAGGGUUUCCUCCCCACAUUUGGCCCUGCCUGGAUCAAUAUCUAUGGCUCUCCCCGCAGUUCCACGAUGGAUGAUACCCAGGAAAUGAAUGAAGGGUUAGGGGAAGGAGUGGCCUUUCGAGGGAGGAUUUACAUCGAGCUGGCUGUGGAGAUCCUGAGUGGCGGGGCCGAGUCGAAGUCAUUGUUCUCCUUAAAGAUACCUCUUAAAGAUGCCAAGGGAGGGAAAUCGCAGCCCAAAGAGCCCAAAGCUGGUGCAGGUGGCCCAGGUGGAGGAGAGGAGGAGAGAGCCAAGGCCCUGGGGGCAAUGGUGCUGCCUGUGGAGCCCCCCAAAAUGGUCAGUGAGGAUGACAUUGAGAGGUUCCUGCUUUUUGGUGCCAUUUUUGAAGCAACCAUGAUCGACAGGAAGAUCGGUGACAAACUCAUAAGCUUUGAGUUCACUAUUGGGAACAAUGGCAACUUGAUAGACGGUGCUGCUCCGCCGGCUCCCAAGAAAAGAGUCGGGUUUGAUCCUGUAAGCCAAGAAGCUAGCUCUGCUACCCCUCUUCUGGACACUCAGCCACCAGUGCCUAUCAAGCCCACUCGUGCUGAGAGCACCACUCGAGCAGAGAAGCCUCUUCUUGGAGACGGGAUCAGGAACUACUUUUAUUUUCCUAUUUCAAAUCAGAAGCCCUGUGUCCAUGUGUGGAGCAGGUGGGAGGAUCGCACGUAUCGCCUUCACCAUUCGAACAUGCUGGACAGAAUAGCAAUCAUGUUUGAAAAGGGGGUGACCAAAGUGGCAGAGCUAGACAAGCAGAUGCAUGCAGGAGCAGAACGUCUUAUGCGUGCUGUCUUGCAAGAAUUUUGCAAAGAUAUGAGGGAGUUCAUUAAUUUUGCGGAACAGAAGGUCAAAGGAAACAACCUGACCAUGCUGGACAAGAAGAGACUGACUCUGUGCAGUCAGGAGCUGGAGAGUAUGACAGAGGUAGCAAGAACCAUCACUGAGCCCAAGAGAAAAGCCCUGACAGUCAAAGAGAUGUUGGUGGAGGCCCGGAAGCUCGUUCAGAGAAUCAGGUUCCUGGUUGAAGAGCCCCAGCAUACAUUGCCCGAUGUGUUUGUUUGGAUGCUUAGUAAUAACAAGCGUGUGGCAUAUGCACGUAUCCCUACCCGCAACCUGCUCUACUCUCAGAACUUUGUAGAGCGAGGGAGAGACUGUGGAAAGAUCAACACCCUGUUCCUUAAGCUCCCCGGGAAGCGUGGAGCAGGCUGGACAGUGCAGGCUAAGCUGGAUGUGUACCUGUGGCUCGGCCACUCCAGAGAAACCUCCCAUAUGCUGGAGAACCUCCCAGAAGGCUUUGAGCCUCAGCGGGGAUUGUCAGAUGAGAGUGGAGUCUCUCCUCCAGAGACCUUACGGUACCAAGAAAAGCAUGAGUUCCAGCUGAGAGCUCAUAUGUACCAGGCACGAGGACUCAUUGCAGCAGACAGCACAGGCCUCUCAGACCCCUUCGCCAGGGUGUCAUUCCUUUCCAACACCCAAUGUACCAGUAUCAUUAACCAGACCCUAACCCCAACCUGGAACCAGAUGUUAAUGGUGAAUAAGGUGACACUGUGCGGAGUGCUCAGGGAGCUGCAACAGGAGCCUCCUCGUGUUGUGAUCGAGGUCUACGAUGACGAUGCUCUGGGUAAGCCGGAGUACCUGGGCUCCACUCUAGCCAUCCCGGUGGUCCAGCUGAAUGAGGAGCCAUACACCCCCCCUCAGCUGCAGUACAGCCCGCUCUUCUGUGGUAACCUGUCUGGUGGGGACAUUCUUGGAGCUUUUGAGCUCAUCCAGGUUUCCAAGAAAGGAAAACACCCUCUGCCUGCCACAGAGAAACCAGAGGGCCCGAUCUACCCUGUGCCUUCAUACAUCCGUCCUGUGCUCUGCAGGUACAGAAUCGAGGUUCUGUUCUGGGGUCUGAGGGAGCUGAAGAGGGUUCAGCUGCUCACUGUGGAUCGACCGCAGGUCUUCAUCGAGUGCGCAGGAAAGGGCGUCAACUCCUCAGUCAUCCAAAGUUACAAGAGCAACCCGAACUUCAGCGUGCUCGUGGACUCCUUUGAUGUGGAGCUGCCCGAGGACGAGUACCUCCACCCACCUCUCAGCAUCACCGUGGUGGACUGGAGAGCCUUCGGAAGGAGCACGCUGGUGGGGACCCACGUCAUCAACAACUUGAGCCUGUUCAAGUACACCCCUCCACCUCUGCCCCCUCCCAACCUACAGCCACAGGAGCCCCAUGGCAGAGAGACCACGCCACUUCUUGAGCAACAACCCCACACAACAGCACAGUCCAGGGAGGACAUUUACAUCGACAUGGAGCCAGGCCACCCUGUGCCAGUGACUAAGCCACUGCCUCAGGACAAGAUGGAUAAGGUGUCUAAAAAGAGCAUGCGAAGGUCCACAAAAAGGAAGAAACGCACGCCGGCCGAUGAGUCUGCAGACAGCGUGAUAGACUGGUGGUCUAAGUACUACGCUUCAGUGGAGAAGAUUCAGAUGGUAAAACAAAGAGAAGCCAAUCCAUUUCCUAACCUGUAUGAAGCUGUACCUCCACUGCAGAACUUGCUCUCAGAUGGAAUAAACACUAUGGCUUCAGGACUGAAAGACAAGAAAAAGCAGUUGAACUUCAAGAAACUGACUGAGCAGACCAAAAUAGCAACAUUACUGAUAUAUGACAAAGAGCUGGAAGCAGAGUUUGGCCCUUUUGAUGACUGGGUUAAAACCUAUGAACUGUACCGUGGCAAGGCAAAUGAGCAAGAGGGCUCUAGCGUUGAGAGGUUUAUUGGGAAAUUCAAGGGCGGGUUCUGUUUGUAUAAGAUGCCAGGCAGUGAUGAUAAAGGAUGUUUGGACUCGGGAGAGUAUAAGAUAAACCAGGGUGUUCCACCCAACACCGCUGUCAAUGUCCUUAUUCGAGUAUACAUUGUUUCUGCCUUCAACCUCCACCCAGCUGAUCCGGAUGGGAAGGCAGAUCCUUACAUUGUGCUGAAACUAGGAAAAACAGAAAUCAAGGACAGAGACAACUACAUCCCAAAACAACUGAAUCCAGUGUUUGGCAGGUCCUUUGAAAUUCAGGCUUCCUUCCCAAAGGAAUCUUUACUGAGCAUUCUCAUCUAUGAUUUUGAUCUUGUGGGCGGUGAUGAUCUGAUUGGUGAGACGCAAAUUGAUUUGGAGAACCGCUUCUACAGCAGACACCGCGCUACCUGCGGCCUCUCCGCUGAAUAUGCUGUUGACGGCUACAAUGCCUGGAGAGACUCCAUUAAGCCGAGUGAACUGCUAGCCAAGCUUUGCAAGGAAAACAGACUUAGUGAACCUCAAUUCACUCCUGGAAGAAUCACCAUUGGUGAAAAAGUCUACACUGGCAAAACCGUCUUUGUUGAUGAAGAUCAAACAGUGGAGUCCUAUGAGCAUUUGGCUCUGAAGGUACUGCACAGAUGGGAAGAAAUGCCAGGUGUGGGCUGCAAGCUGGUGCCCGAGCACAUUGAGACCCGCGCUCUCUAUAUAAAGGAAAAGCCUGGCAUAGACCAGGGUCAGUUGCUGAUGUGGGUAGAUAUGUUUCCUAUGGACAUGCCUCAUCCCGGACCUCCUGUGGACAUUUCUCCUCGCAAACCUAAAGGGUAUGAACUAAGGAUCAUAAUCUGGAACACAGAAGAUGUCAUUUUGGAAGACACCAAUUUCAUAACAGGGCAACAGUCGAGUGACAUCUACAUUAAAGGGUGGCUAAAGGGUAUGGAAGACGAUGGCCAGGAAACAGACGUUCAUUACAACUCACUGACUGGCGAGGGUAACUUCAACUGGCGGUUCGUGUUCCCCUUCCACUAUCUUCCAGCUGAGAAGGUGGUGGUGGUCAGUAAACGAGAGAACAUCUUCUCCUUGGACAAGACCGAGCAGAAACUGCCUGCGGUCUUAGUUUUGCAGGUGUGGGACUUUGAGAGGCUGUCUUCAGAUGAUUUCUUGGGCUCGGUAGAGCUGGACCUCCACGGGUUCCCCCGUGGUGCCAAAACAGCGAAAGAUUGUAAGAUGGAGAUGCUAAAGGACAACAGUGAGUACAUCUCCAUCUUCCAGCAAAAACGCUCAAAGGGCUGGUGGCCUUUUGUGAAAGCCGAGGAACUCACGGGGAAAGUUGAGGCUGAAUUCCAUCUGGUGACGGCCGAGGAAGCGGAGAAGAACCCAGUUGGUCGAGCACGCAAGGAGCCAGAACCACUAGAAAAGCCAAAUCGACCAGAUACCACCUUUUCCUGGUUCGUGAACCCCUUUAAGUGUUUCUUCCAUCUGAUCUGGAAGAACUACAAGAAGUACAUUAUAAUUGCCUUUGUGCUGCUGAUCUUAGCUCUGUUCCUGGUCUUACUCUUCUACACCAUGCCUGCGGCGAUCAGCAACAGGAUUGUCAAUGGCUGAGCC